AUGGUCACAACAACAGCGACAACAAUAACGAUACCGGUUCGGACGAGCCUGCCGGAAUUUAAGGGAAACAAUGCCGACGUGAAUAGGAACAUCAACAGAGAGAAGCUGGCAAUACCAAUAAGCGAUGCCGAGUUCAGAGAAGCAGUCGAUCUGGUCAAAGAGCGGCUGGACCUUAUGUCGGAAACGAAGGCCAAGUUCCUUCUCAGCGUUGGUGUUGGGCAGCCUGACAUGUUGAUCGAUGCAAGAUCGUCAAGCCCGACGCUGGAGAUCCUCUCUGGCGCUGCGCCGGACGACCUUGACGCGCACAUAUUUUCGAGGGUUCCGUCCCUCAAACAAUUGCACGCCGGCAAUUGGGACAGUCGCUUCGCCGCGAGGUGGGGCCACAUCAAUCUGGUGUUUGGAAAGUGGCCUGUCGGGAUCAAAUUCGGCGACGCCAUGACUGGCAUGAAAUGGACGCACCCCAAGCUGUCCGACAUCAACCUCGCCGAGCUGCCGAAGCCGACGGAGGACCUGGCGCAGGUCAAGCGCGACAUGGAGCGGUGGGGCUACGGGUUUAUAAAGAACGCCCUGACGUCGGAAGAGGUCGCCCGUCUGAAGAAGCGGCUGUUGAACCAGGCCAGAGGCGAGGCAGAAGCGGGCAAGGGCGUCUUCGACGGUGGUCCGGACAAGCCGAACCAGAGAGUCCUGUGCCUUCCGAACAAGGGCCAGGAGUUCCUCGACCUGCUGGAGAACAAGGCCAUCGACGGCCUGAUCCCAGACCUGUACGGCGAAGACGCCAUCCUGUUCUCGUACACGGCCAACAUCGCCCGCUACGGCAACGUGCCCAUGCACCUGCACACCGACCAGAUCACGAUCCAGCCGCCGAUUCGCUCCGUCGCCGUCGGCGCCAACAUGGCCUUCUUUCUGGACGACGUCUCCGCCGAGAACGGCGGAACGCUCGUCAUGCCAGGCUCGCACCGGGGCAACCUCGCCCCAGACGACCCUUGGGACCCCAAGGACACGAUCGCGGCGUCAGGCCCCGCGGGGUCGUGCAUGGUAUUCGAAUCCAGGCUCUGGCAUGCGACGGGCGCGAACAGGAUCCCCGGCUCGCAGCGGCCCGUCCUCCUGCUCUACUUCACCCGGCCGUGGAUGCGGCAGCAGGAGAACUUCAGCCUGAGCCUGAUGGACGAGGUGUACGAGAAGUGCAGCGACCGCGUGAAGGCCUUCCUGGGCUUCAAGAUGGCGGCCAGCGUCGGCAGCGUGCAGGGCUUUGGUGGGAAGAACGGCAGCAUCACAAGGCGGCCACGAGCCGACGAAUACAUUGGCAUUCUCGGCGAGAGUUAGGCGUCAAAGGCAGCAGCGGACGGUACGCGCGCUCCAUUCCAGAACCGACUCUUGACGCAUCUGUGCGUGCCGUGAAGCUGCACCUGCUGAAAUAUAUACGUAGAAACGCGCGUAUA
Verruconis gallopava is the source of this 1439-nucleotide messenger RNA. RefSeq lists its product as uncharacterized. The transcript has a single exon. NCBI's taxonomy places the organism in Eukaryota, Fungi, Ascomycota, Dothideomycetes, Venturiales, Sympoventuriaceae. The coding region runs from base 1 to 1323 and encodes 440 amino acids. The record is from RefSeq and is a predicted model, not a curated record.